GUUUAAUCUGAUUAUAUGAACAGCUUGUCUCUACAGGAGCUCAGUGUUUCACGCACAGACCGAGAGCAAUCGUCUGGAAAAAUGACCUCUGCAAAAGAUGAUUUAUACCCAAGAAAAAUUCUGGAUUACAUGGAGGGCUUCAUGGUGUCAAAGACUCUGUUUGCUGCGUGUGAGUUGGGAGUAUUUGAGCAGCUGCAUGCGUCUGCGCAGCCGUUGUCUUCUGCAGAUCUUGCGCAGGCUCUUGGUUUGAGCAGUGAUGCUACUGAACGACUUCUGUCAGCUUGUGUGGGUCUGGAGCUUCUGAACACACAAACAAAUCCUGCUGGUGAAGUUGUUUACAGUAACACAGAAAUGUCGACAGUAUUUCUGACAGAAUCCAGUCCAAGAUCUCUGUAUCACUCAAUCCAGUACAGUUCCAGAACAAUCUACCUGUGCUGGCAUUACCUGACUGAUGCCAUCCGAGAAGGAAACAAUCAAUAUGAGAAAGCGUUUGGUAUAAACUCAAAAGAUCUCUUUCAAGCUUUAUACAGGUCUGAUGAUGAGAUGGUAAAGUUCAUGCAUCUGAUGAACUCCAUCUGGAACAUCUGUGGUCAUGAUGUCAUUACAGCGUUUGAUCUCUCACCAUUCAGAUGCAUCUGUGACCUCGGAGGCUGUAGUGGAGCUUUGGCCAAACAGUGUCUGUCUCUCUAUCCUCAAUCAUCUCUCAUCAUCUUUGACCUUCCUAAAGUUAUUCAAACAUCACGACAACACUUUGUGUCAGAGCCACAUGAGCGCAUCUCCUUCUGUGAAGGAGAUUUUUUUAAAGACGCUCUUCCCCCUGCCGAUCUUUACAUCCUCGCUCGCAUUCUUCAUGACUGGACAGAUCAGAGGAGUAUAGAGCUGCUCACUAAAGUACACCAGUCCUGUACAUCAGGUGGAGGUGUGUUACUGAUUGAAUCUUUAUUAUAUGAAGACAACAGUGGUCCUCUGACCGGUCAGCUUUAUUCACUCAAUAUGUUAGUUCAGACUGAAGGUCGAGAGCGUAAGGGUUCAGAUUACAGCCGACUGCUCACUACAGCCGGCUUCACCUGCGUCCAGAUCCACAGAACCGACAAACUUUAUGAUGUCAUCCUGGCACGAAAAUAAACAUAUUAGCAGGACUUACCACUCAUAA
Molecule: messenger RNA, 1153 nt
Organism: Misgurnus anguillicaudatus (oriental weatherfish)
Lineage: Eukaryota; Metazoa; Chordata; Actinopteri; Cypriniformes; Cobitidae
Gene: asmt
Product: acetylserotonin O-methyltransferase
Molecular function (GO): O-methyltransferase activity; protein dimerization activity
Source: RefSeq, a predicted model, not a curated record